AUGACUUCGGCAGAUCUAGAAAAAAACUACGUGUCUGAUCCCAGUGCAACAAUCAGUUUCCAUGCAGGACAGCAGCAAUAUGAGAUUGAUUUUAAACGUAAGAGUGUUUCUCAGUAUUGUGUACAAUUACCAAAUUACUUAAUAUGUACGUGAUCUGACUCUUGGAGGACUCCUGCUGCUCCCCUUUGUAUCUUUUUGCAAUAUUUCUGAUAUAUUUACUACUUUUUUCCUUUCUCCUCCUAAUAGUUUUUUUUUCUUUCUUUUCCCCUUCUUUCACCGUUGCUCCUCCAGAUGCCAUUCUUGUUUUAUUCUAUCCCCAUUCUUCUGUAUUCUUUAUAUUAGUUGAUUGUGCUGCAUUGCAUUUUACAACAUGCCUUAUACAGUUUUAUCUAAUGUUAUUUAUUUUUGUAUUACUAUUGGUCACAAAAAUUGCAUGGUUGUGUGUCAUCGUAUUCUCAGUGUGCCUCAGUAAAUCUCAACAGAUUAAUAUACUAGUUAUUGGAAAAAGUGUAUCUUAAAAAAUCAGUUCCACUAGAAAAAAAUAAAGAAAAGGUAAUUAUAUUCACUAACAUGGCCUUGCGGAUGGCUUCUGAGACUAACUAACAUACAUCUUCACCUUUUUCAGUUAUAACGCCAACCUACCUAAUACUUCUCAUCUCUUGUCCCCCAAAUUCCUCUCUCCUGCUCCAACCUCACCCAAUUACCUAUAUCUCUUGCCCCCCAAUUUCUCUCAUCUUGUGCCUCUGCUUUUUGUGCUCCUCUCCUUGUUCCCCUGUGCGAAUACUCACACCUAAUCCAACUCCCAUUUACCUUAUGCUCCAAUGGCCUCAUGACUAUCACAUUUCACCCAGUUUCCCUCACCUCAUCAUGUUAUCAGGCAACAGGUUGCUUCAAAAUGACAAGACUGAUGACUCUAGCAGCGGCAGCACUCUUCAUGUUAGUGCAGGGCAGGCUGCGUGGAGGCGCCCCAACUGGUCUGUCCUCCCCUGGGUACCCUAGAUCUCCUUAUUAUACUGCGAGGCCCAACAAAUAAGGUGUACCCUUUGCCUUGUAAUAUUCAUAAUAACAUUACCGAUAAAGGCAUUUAAAACCUUGCCAUCUGGAAAAGCUUUUAUUCUUGUGUCCUCCAGCCUUCUGUCUGGAAGCUUCCUAGUCAACAGGUUGGAAAUGGAUUAUAAAGUAUUUUAUUAAUGUAUACCACCAGCAGUUAUAUUUAACAUACCUCAGGGUCACUGGCCACAAUGCUGACACACUUAAAACAUAACUAACACUUCCCUGGAAGUGCAAUUCUUUGUUCUUUUACCCCUUUAAUCCAGUAUGUGGUUUUUACGCGGGUGAAUAAAGCAGUGGAGAUAAGUAAAACAAAUACUUUUUUGUUUUCCCUUAUGGCCCGAAAGAAAGCUCUCAUGCAGUGUGCUAUACAUAUACAUGCCAUACACAAACAUGCAAACACAAACAUGCCAUAAACAAACAUGCAGACAAAAACAUGCCAUACACAAACAUGGCAGACACAAACAUGCCAUACACAAACAUGCAGACACAGGCAUUCUUUCAGUUGUGCUGAAUGUGUGUAUGUGCUGUGCGUAUGGACUGCAGGUAUUAAAAUAAUUUAUACAUGCUGUGCCCUGGGAUGUAAAUUACAAAAAUGCGGACUUUUGACUUAAAAAAAAAAAAUCCUCAACCAAUAGCUACAUUACAAUUGUUCAGUUGAGAAAAAAUAUCACAAACAACAGUUUCUUUUUCAUAUUCAGUGGACAGCGGCAUUUGUAAUCUCCCCUAGUAUUUAUUCCAAGCUCAUCUCCUGCACUAUUUUUUUUUCUGGUGGAAAUUCACCCCUCCCUAUUUCCUCUGAUUCAAUACUUAUUCUAAAAAUGUAUGAAAACAGACAUGGGCUUCCAUAGUGAAUUACACCCCUUUACUCCCCCCAAUGUAGUGUAUUAUCAGAUGGAGCAUUCACAGAAAGAUAUCAAAUAAAAGAUAUGGGGGAUAUAUUCUAGUACAUUGUUCCGGUUGUACUGUAGACUGUAGCAUCGGAACAAUUUAGGCAGCCUACAGUACCAUCAGAACAAUUUAGGAGAUUUUAGGGAGGUUAAUUACUGUUUAUCCAGUUUAUAUAAUAAAGGUAUAAUUCACUAUGGAAGCCAAUGUCUAUUUUUGCACUUUUUCAGAAUAAGUGUUGACUAAGCUCCACAGGGCAUGGAAAGGUUUUUAAAGCCUUCCCAUGCCCUGCAAUUUGACUCAGAGCGCCCAUAGGUGGGCACCGGGGAGGUAGGGGAGGGAGGAGACAAUAGGUGUGUUCUCCCUUUUGUCACUUAAAGCCCCGACCCACCGCUGAUGGGUGGGGCCUGGAGGGGUAGGCAGUUGGCCACUUAGGCUUGACUAGCUUGUUUGGCCUACAUUUUAAAUUUUGGCUUUUAUUUCACAACUUGUCUUUGUUUAAUGAAUGGAUUCCUUUAGUUAUUUUGUAUUUUUAGAUCUUUCUGAGAAUAGGGGCAUUUGAUGCAUUCUGUGGGCUGGAUUCUUUCAGCAGACUUAAGGUUUACAAUUCUCCAUGAAUGUUAGUGGAGGAAUUCCGAUUUGGUAAGCAGACUAAACCGUUAAAGGAAUACUGCAAACAAAUAAAGCACUUUAGCUGGCUUCUUACACCUCCCCAGCUGUCAGAGACAUGGAAUUGGCAUUCAGAGACAUGGGCACAGAAAGGUUGUGCUGAGGAAGUAGGUGAGGGCUUGGGGUUGUUGCAAAUACUAUGUCUGAAGCUAUUGCAAGCCAAGGUGGCAGAUCUACUAAAUUGUUAUUUAUUCUAAAAUUAUGUGUUCUUUUAACCCCUUAAGGACCAAGCUUCUGGAAUAAAAGGGAAUCAUGACAUAUCACAUAUGUCAUGUGUCCUUAAGGGGUUAAGAAAAUCCAGCCUUCUGUUUACUAGUAACAGUUUAAUAAUUAAUAAUUUGAUAACAGAUUAAUGGCAUGGGUGCAGGACUGAUUCCUCCCAGCCGUUGUUGGAUUACAGUUUCCAUAAUUAUUUCCUAGCAAUGAUCUAGCAGAGAAGUGUGGGAACUGUAGUGCUCUUUGAAUGUGAUGUCAGGGAUACCAGGAUUUGGGGGUGCUACCAUGCUAAGGUCUCCAGGAAUCCCUCGAAACAAGACUAUACAACACACUAGAGCUAAUAAAAUAAUUUGUUCAUUUUAUUUUCCCUUUAGUUAUGACACAGAGGAAUAUGGUGUAUAGAACUCAGAGAGAAGUGCGCAGAAGGCCCAAAUUCCUGUCUAUUGAUGAUGUGACAAAACUGAAGGGCAGGUAAUCAAGUUCUGAUAAAAUUUGCCUAUUUGUGGAUUUGUUUCUGGAACUUUUUGCUAGAUGGCUGAAGUCUGCAUUACUUAAUAAUAUAUAUAUUUUUUUAAAGUACAAAAUCAAGUUCCUCCAAUACCAUACAAAAUUCUCCUCUGAGGACUGCAGAGUAUCCUGAACAUUGGUACAAAGCAUCAAUGCCAGAAAUUGGCCAUGAGGUAAUUUGAUAACAGAUUAAUGGCAUGGACUGAUUCCUCCCAGCCGUUGUUGGAUUACAGCUUCCAUAAUUAUUUCCUAGCAAUGGCAGAGAAUUGUGGGAACUGUAGUUUAAUAAUUUAUGGAAAGCUGUACUUCCACAGACCUGUUUACCAGUUAUGAUAUCAUAUCACAGUUUCCGUUUUUAUUCAUUUACCUUUCAAGUGAAUUAAUUAAUUUAUAAACAUGCCAAAUUAUUACCAAAUGUAUAAAUAAUGCUUUAUUUCUAUAUUUCUUUUGUAAGUUACACCUCUUUGCUGCUAAACUUGAGACAAAACUUUAAAUUACAGACUGUGGAUCUACAUACAUCGGUCUCCUCACACUGACUAAUGUGUGCUUUCUAGGGAUGUCACGAUUAGCAUUGUGGGAGUUUGAUGAUUCAUGUACAUCCACUGUGAUGGGCAUAAUAUUUCUAUAGGAGAAAACAAACUUCAGGCAGACAUAUAUUUUAAUCUGUACAUUUGGUACCAAGUUUGCUAGUGUGUUGGUGAAUAUAUUCCUAAUUUAUUACCUAGAGGAGGUUGUAUUUUGAAAUGAGGACAGGUACAACUUAAGCUAGAAUGAGCAGAUUGCUUACUGAGCAAACAUACAAAUGUGGGGUACAUUAAAAUAAAGUGUUGCUGCGCAGAAUACAUUCUUGUAUAACUCUACUAAAUAAUAUGCUAUUCUGGUCACACGUGCUUAGAGGAACAGUCCAACUACUAUAAACAGUACAACUCUCUCUCUCUGUUAUGAUCAUGGUGCCCGGAGUGCAUUAGUGCCCAUCCCAUUUUAAGUAGUUCAAACCGUUCUUAGGUGACAUUCUCAGCCAAUGAGAUAAGCCCUGCAUUGCAGUUCUUCACUCUGGAGUGCUAAUGGAAAUUCCAGCUUUGGAACUUCUGUCUCCCCACCAUUAGCAGUGGAAGCAGUGCCUGCAGGGACCCAGGUAAGAACUCGUGGGGGCACCAGGAUAUCAGCUAUAGUGGAUAUGGUAAUUAAAGUGUUCCUUUAAAAGAUAAUUUGAUGACAUAAUGUACUAUAUGCUUCAUAGGUUUUGUUCUUUUCUGCAUGCAAACUUCCAAUGUGUUUAAUAAAAACUACAAAGAUAAUCUUUAGUAUAUCUCAGAUUUUAUCAGGGUUGUUCAGUAAAGUGAGAAUACAAGGUGAAGUCAAAGUGAAUUUCAGAUUUAAGGUGAACAAAACUGGAAAAAUUCUCUUAGUCAGCUGUGCUUUCCAUUUAGCUGCUCUAGCCUUUGAUUUGAAAUUAAUUUUGAAUUCUCACUUUUGUAAAUAACCCUGUAUGCAUUUAAUAUGUUGUAUAGAAGGUUUCAAGGCUUGUGGAAUUUAAUUUGUGCUAUUUAUUUGCAAGAAAAAAAAAAUUUAAUUAACAAUUCUGCAGAUUGACUCCAUGGAGUAAAAGUAGACUUGUUAUCUCCAUGGUAAAUAUCUUCAUUCAUUAGAUUAUUCUUUAUAAAGCGCCAACAAAUUCCACAGCGCUGUACAAUACGUGGACUAACAGACAAGUAUUUACAACAAGAUGAGCUGGAUGCACAGGAACAGAGGGUGUAGAAGGAAUUGCUCAAACAAGAUUACUUCUAGAGUGAGUGGUGUAAAGUGGCACAAGAGGUAAGGGAAGGAUGUAUUUCAUGUAUGGGAAAAGUACCGUAUAUACUCAAGUAUAAGUCGACCUGAAUAUAAGUCGAGACCCCUAAUUUUACCCCCAAAAAACUGGGAAAACUUAUUGACUCAAGUAUAAGACUAGGGUAGGGAAAUGCAGCAGCUACUGGUAAAUUUCUAAGUAAAAUUAGAUCCCCCAAAAAUUAUAUUAAUUGAAUAUUUAUUUACAGUGUGUGUAUAUAAUGAAUGCAGUGUGUGUGUAUGAAUGCAGUGUGUGUGUGUGUGUGUGAUGCAGAGCCUUGGUGGGGGGGGUGAGCAUUUUUAUUACUUUUUAAAAUUAUUAUUAAUAUUUUUUAUUUUAAUAUUAUUAAAUUUUGUAUUUAUAUUUUUUUGCCGUCCCCCCUCCCUGCUUGUUAGCUGGCCAGGGAGGGGGGCUCUCAUUCCCUGGUGGUCCAGGGCUGUGCACUGUGUAGAAGGGGGUCUGGCAGUCAGCUGCAACUUACCUUUCCUGCAGCUCCUGUCAGCUCCCUGCUCCCUUCUCCUCCACUGUAAGUCUCGCGGCCGCGCGUAGCGUUCCCCGUGGCUCUCGCAAAAUUUACAGGGGAGCUGACCAGACCGGAGGAGAGAGAAGGGAGCUGACAGGAGCUUCAGGAAAGGUAAGUAAACGCUUCCUGCCAGCCCCCAACAGGACCGCCGGGCUUGUAAUGAGUCCGGCGGUCAUGGUCUGUAUUAUGUCAAUGUAAGUUGCCAUAAUACAGACAUUAACUCGGAAAUAAGUCGAGUGGGGGUUUUUCAGCACAAAAAAUUUGCUGAAAAACUCGACUUAUACUAGAGUAUAUACGGUAGGUUACUGGAAUAGUUUACAAUGAAGGGUUAGUUUUUUGGAUAACACAGUGGCAGGAGAGGAAGCAGGGGUGGGGGUACAGAGGUGUGGGGGGGGGUAAAAGUUUUACUAUGCUUUUAUAAAGAAGUGCACUUUUAAUGAUCUUUUGAAGAAACUGAGACUGUGCAAUGGGCUUAAAAAUAAUAUGUAAUAUGUAUGGGUGUAAAGGGAGAAAUAGUACUAGAAUGAGCACACGAAAACAUGUUGCAUCUCAAAAAAGCCUUGGUCCCUAAAGGGAUAUAAAAUUAAUAUUAUGUAUUAUGUGAAGGAAACUUAGUCAUCACUGAAUUAGCAGAUAGCUGGUGCUGAUUAAGAUCAGAAAGUACAAACAACAGAGACAUUCUGCAUUCUUUUUAAAGGGACGCUCCAAGCACCAUAACCACUAUAGUGCACUAAAGUGGUUAUAGUGUCAGGAGUGCCCUGGUACCCCAUCACACCAUUUCCAGUCUGAGAGCUGGAAGCUCUCUGCCUGAAGUCUUGUGAUGAAGGGCUUAGCAUUUUGGCUGACAGAGUUCAGAUCACGGUUUAGUUCAAUAGAACUAAUGGACGCUUCUAGCAGGAGCAUCUAAAUUUUAGACCGGAAGGAGAGAGGUGGGGAGCAGUGCCCCACAGAUGCCAGGUGAGGAAACACUCUAAAACAGUUUGACUACUAACAUUGGGUGUGCCAGGCAGGGCCGGCCUUAGGCAAUUAGGCACCCUGUGCGAAAAGUCUUCACGGCUCCCCACCCCGCACCAAGUUGCCUGAAUUCAGUAACACACGCAGGCACCAGGGACGUGUGUAUCGCGAGGCAAACAAGGCAUCUGCCUUGGACAGCACUUUGCAGGGGGCGGCAAAAAAAGCCGCCCCCAAACGCCCAGGCAGAUCCCUUGCUUGCUUCGCGUACUGGAGGGCUCAAGAGCUGGCCGGCUGGCCACCUUUGAGCCCCCCCGAGGCUGGCAGCGGGCAGCAAAGGAGCAUACUCACCUGAGCUCUUCCUGCUCAGCUCCCUCCGCGCCACUUAAUGAAGCCGGGAGCUGGACUAUGACGUCAGUCCGGCUCCCGGCAUCACUAAGCGCCGCCUACUCAGCCUGUGGACCCCUGCCUGCCCGCCCAGCAGCCACACUGGACUGCAGGUAAGAAAUCCACUCCAGCUCUCCCAGGGAAGCUGGGUGGAUUUAAAAUAAAUUGUAAAAAAUAUUAGUUUGUGAGUGUUAGUGGAAAUGUCUGUGUCUGUGAGUGUGUAUGUCUAAGUGAAUGUGUGUGUGUGUGUGUCUGUGAGUGAAUGUGUGUGUGUGUGUCUGUAUGUGUCUGUAAGUGUUUAUGUGUGUGUGUGUGUCUGUGAGUGAAUGUGUGUGUCGAUCAGUGAGUGUGUAUGUGUCGGUCAGUGAGUGUGUAUGUGUCGGUCAGUGGGGGCGUGCAUCUUUCAGUGAGUGCGUGCGUCUGUCAGUGAGAGUGUGCAUCUGUCAGUGUGUGUCCAAGUAAUAGUGUGUGUGUGUGUGUGUAUGUCAUUGUUUGUCAGUGUAUAUGAGAGUGUGUGUCUGUCAGUGAGUGUGCAUCUGUCAGUGAGUGAGUAUCUGUCAGUCAAAGUGCAGCGCGCGCAUUCAGCCAGUCUCAUAGGAAAGCAUUCACAAUGCUUUCCUAUGGACGAUGGCGUCUUCUCACUGUGAUUUUCACAGUGAGAAGCACGCAAGCGCCUCUAGCGGCUGUCAAUGAGACAGCCACUAGAGGCUGGAUUAACCCUAAUAUAAACAUAAAUGGACUUGGCACCCAGACCACUUCAUUAAGCUGAAGUGAUCUGGGUGCCUAUAGUGGUCCAUUAACAAAACCUACUGCAAUUCAAUAUAUUUUCCACUACAAAGUAGAACAGACUUCAGUUCCUAUCUCAAACUCCCCUUAGUUUAUCUGAAACAUGGGUUUAUAGCAUUCUUAAACUUGUCCCAGGGAAGAAAAAUAUGUUCAUGUGUUAAAUUGUUUUAAUGGUCUAUUAGUUUUAAAGUAUAAAACAAUAACUUUACUCUGGCCAUUAUAGUACCUCCAAUUUUUUGGAUAGGUGAUAGCUCAGAUGAACUAUCCAGGAAUAUUUGUUUUGUGGGGAUACUAAAUUGGGAAGGGGAGUUUUGGGGUACAGAAGAUACCCUGACACCAAUGUCUGAUAGAAUAUUGUUAGCUCUGAGCUGACCUUAUUAACUCUUAUCCGUCCUGACCCCCUGCUGGUUCAAUACACGUUGGCUGUGCAUAAAUAUGUGCAUAAAUAUGUGUGAGUUGGUUGAAUAAAGUACACUGUGUUUCGCUCUUUAUCAAGUCUUGGCUGAUGCUUGGAUGAGCUGCUGUAACUGCUCUGAAUAUCCUGCGGGAAAAGGAGGGAGGUUGGAGGAGAUACAAAGGUUAAGAACCGAGCUCUGUCACAGAACCCAUCUUGGGUUACCAGUCAUGUAUAUUUAAUGGAACACACUAAACACCAAAAACCCUGCUGGUGCAGAAUCUCCUGUUUUUCUAAACAAUUUUCAAGUUUUUUGACAAAAACUAGAGAUUAACCUGGCACCCAAACCCCAUCUUUUCUGAUUUGGACUCUAUAAAGUGGAUAUUUAACUUUUUCAUUAUAUGUACAAAUUAUUGUAACGUAGACUUUUAAAACUGAAGUACAUAGAGGACCCUGUGUAAGUUCCUUAACUCCUAAAUGUUAACAGAGAUUUGGCUCAUGCUCUGUUAACAUUGCUAUACUCCAGUACUCCAGCCAAUCUACAACUGUUAAUUUCCUGUUCGGUGUCUCACAGCAGUGACAGUGAAAGACAAUAGGUGGCGCUAUGGUACAGGAGUUGUUUGUGUUUUCCUUGAAGAAAAAGUGUCAAUUUUUUUCAAUGACGCUUGGCAAGUAGAAACUGUUCAAAUAUAAAGCUGGCAUUAUUUAGAUAUAGAUUUACUUUCCUAAAUGUUUCAUUUGUUUAUACAAUCUUUAUUUUUUCGUGUUUGAUUAACCCCUUAAGGACCAAACUUCUGGAAUAAAAGGGAAUCAUGACAUGUCACACGUCAUGUGUCCUUAAGGGGUUAAAUGUUUAAGAUACAUCAAACAUUUUUAAUAAGUUCAGAAAUUUCGUAUGAUGACGGGGAUACAAGAUUAGCAAGUUUUCAUCCAGAACUUUGAGUUAUCAGUGAGAUAGACAUUGAAAUGCGAUUGGUAAGCACAUAUUUGUUAUGAACAGGUUCGGGGACAAACCCAGGGCAAACAUAAAUUCAACAGGUUAGCAAGUAGUGUGCGCUGUGCUCCUGGGUUACUACAGGCAUGAGGUGUGAGGUAUGCUCCUUGUUUUUAGACAAGAAGAUGUAAGAGCGUAUAAGAGCGUGUGUGUGUGCGAUUUCAAGCUGAUACUUAUGUGUUUAGGAGAUGCCAGAGUACGUGUGCCAAAUGGGCACCAUGUACAGUAUGGUGGUCCAGGUAGUAUAGCUAUUGGCUGGCGUGAGUUCAAUGUGCCUGAGUAUUGGUCUGGCAUGCUUAAUGCUAACCUUGAGGGUGGCGGGUUUAGAGUGUUAAUUAAGAUGCCACCUGUCUCUAGAUAGCUGGAGGGUUUUGGCUUCCAUGUGUGAGGAAGGCAAGUUUCUUGCAAGGUGAAAAGUAAUUAAGCCAAUUCGUCUUUUAGGGGUUUGGGUUACCCCUCGUAUGUUUGGUAUACAAUGUGUAUAAGAGCAUACAGCAUGAAUUUAAAAACAACAUAUGAAAUAACAUUUUGUAAAAAAAACUUUGUAGGUAUUGUGAUCUUGGUAUCCACUAGGCUGAUCACAGUUUAGGAUGUCUCAGCUCUGGUCGGUUUCAGGUGUUUGGGAGUUGUAGGCUCCUUGUCAUCUUUCCGGUUGAGGUGCCGGCUUCAGGAUCCCAGUUUGCAAUUCGGUUUCCAUCUGUGGAGAAGGGUUGCCCUGGAUGUAGUCCUAGUGCACUCAGGAAAGCUAAUGCUCUGUUCGGGAAUGUGAGGUUGUGAGCAGUCCCAUUCCGGUGAACAAGUAGGGAGCCAGUGUUCCCCCAUCUAUAUGGUAUGUUAGCUUUAUGCAGGGUAAUUGUCACUGUUCCAACGGAUUUACGCCAGAGUAAUGUGGCUCUGGUGAGGUCUUGGAAGAAUAAGAGCCGGAAGUCCUCAAAUUCUAGUCCUGUUUUACCUGUCAAGGCUGUAAUUAUUUGUAUUUUGUUGUGUAUUGUUACACAGCAUAGGAUGACAUCCCAUCCAGGGUAAUUUUCUUUGCCACCGUUUGUGACAGGAUUAAUGUCAGGAGGCGCCAAAUGUAAUGCAGCAGUUCUUCAGUAGUGAUUGUGCUGGGUACGCCAUGGAUUUUUAUGUGUGUCCGGCGUUGUUUGUCUUCGAGGGACAUUAUUUGGACCGCCAGUACUUGUUGUUCAGUGUGUAGCUGUUGGACUGAGUCUGUUAGGGUGGUCACAAUAUUGUGGACAGUUGCUCUGUCUUCUUCUGUGGUUGUAACUCGGUCAGCGACCUGCUGUAUAUCUCUUUUGACCAGGGCUACAUCAGCUGCAAGUAGCUACUGGAUAUCCACCAAAAGUGCUUUCAGGUCCCCUUUGUUAGUGGGGGCUGAAUCCUCUGUUGAGACUGGGGGGGUUGGGAAGCUCGGCCUGGGGUGUCUGUGUGUCCAGGUUGCCCCUUUAUCUGACUCUGGGACGGGAGCCACAUUAGGCGGGUGUUCCAUAUGUGUUGGCGUGGCAUGUGCUGGCUGUAGCAGCAUUUACCCAAUGUCCCUACCUUGAUUGCCAAUGCCUGUAGUAGGUUUAGGAGUGCAGCGGCCCAUGGUUGGUGUGCCGGCAGGCUUGUUAGGCGGGGGAAUAUUCUAGGUGGUCGCGACUCUCUCCAGGUCCGAGGCUUAAGAGUGGCGUGCUGCGGUAGGCCGCGGAUUUGUGCCGCUGCCUGGGUUUCUUGGCAGCCUAAAAGAAAGGCAUCAGUCUGUGUGUCUCGUCAUUGUGGUGCAGGGUAGGUACUUUUUAUAGGUGGAUGGUGCCUAGUUAGGGCGAUGUUCAUCCGAAUUUGUUGGGCUUUCGGGGAGCAGGUAGAAAUGGCGUCUAGUCAGGAUGACUGUCAGGCUCCGCCCCUCUGUUUCAUUUGUUUAAUGUAUGCACUCCUCAAAUUCUUAUCAGAAAAUAAUCUGUUGUGUUAAUAUGAACAGUGAGGCUUAUCCAUUGAAACAGCUUAAAGGACCAUUAAAGUCACCCAGGUCACUUCAUCUCAAUGAUGUGGACGGCAUGCUGUGGUCCUGUCAGUAGAACCCAGUGGUUCCCAAACUUUUUAGGUUCAAGGCACCAUUUUAUUUCAAUAUUUUUCCAAGGCUCCCCACCAAAAAAAUUCUAGGUAGUAUAUAUGUACAGCACUGCGGCAUAUACUGAGACCUUGUUCAGCAGAAAUGUUUCCCAGUCAGGGGCCUAACCAGAACCUAAUCUUGGGAGGGGCACUGGUAGAUUAUUUAAGGAAACGAUCCAGGCACAAUAACCACUACAGCACUCUGUAGUGGUUAAGGUGCCAAGAGUGCCACAGUGCCCUCCCAGGGUAAGUAGUCAAACUGUUUACCAGUAGUAUGAGGGGUGAAGUGUGUGUGUGUGUGUGUGUGUGUGUGUGUAUGAAGGGUAGACAUGUGCAAUUAGUUUCGGUCCGAAUAUGAAUUUGGACGAAUUUCGGGCAAUUCGGACAUUCGGGUACUUCCGAAUGUCACAAUUGCCGAAGUGCCAAAUUCCAGAGGUCCCGAAAUUACUAAAUUUCCGAAGUGUCGAAGUACAGUAUUGCCUAAGUACUAAUAUACUUACCGAGUGAAAGAAGAAGAAUGUUACAUUGUAUACAAUUUUAAAUAAAAAGUAUACAAACAUGGCCAGGAUUCAGCUGUAAGCAUUUGCAACACUUACAACAAUCAAGUAACAUACAUUCAUAUAAAAUGUAAGUUACUUAGCCUGUCAAUGUAUUGACAGGAAUGAAUAAGUAGAUAACUCCCUAAUUUCCACGGUAUUAGGGAGCUAUCUACUAAAAGGUCUUUCAGACAAAUUUACUAAUACUAAGUAAAGAUUACUUAGUAUUGGUAAAUUAUGCCCGUACUCGCUAUACCGCAAGUAGGGGCAUGUCUAUUAAACAGUGAGCAGCCUAUUGCCCCCCCCCCCCGGCCCCCACUCCUGAGCGGUGGGUGGGGGCCCUAAUGUAAAAUGAUGGGAGGAACCUAUUGUCCUCCCCCCGGGCCCCCACCCCUGAGCGGUGGGCAGGGGCCCUAAAUUAUAAUAAAGGGGGGACCUAACGUCCUCUCCCCUGGCCCCCACCCCUGAGCGGUGUGUGGGGGCCCUAAAUACUAAUAGGGGGGGACCUAAUGUCCUCCCCCCUGGCCCCCACCCCUGAGCGGUGGGUGGGAGCCCUACAGUAAAAUAAGGGGGGGACCUAAUGUCCUCCCCCUGGCCCCCACCCCUGAGCGGUGGGUGGGGGCCCUAAAUACUAAUAAGGGGGGACCUAAUGUCCUCCCCCCUGGCCCCCACCCCUGAGCGGUGUGUGGGGGCCCUAAAUACUAAUAGGGGGGGACCUAAUGUCCUCCCCCCUGGCCCCCACCCCUGAGCGGUGGGUGGGAGCCCUACAGUAAAAUAAGGGGGGGACCUAAUGUCCUCCCCCUGGCCCCCACCCCUGAGCGGUGGGUGGGGGCCCUAAAUACUAAUAAGGGGGGACCUAAUGUCCUGGCCCCCACCCCUGAGCGGCGGGUGGGGGCCCUAAAUACUAAUAAGGGGGGGACCUAAUGUCUUCCCUCUUGGCCCCCACCCCUGAGCGGCUGGUGGGAGCCCUAAAAAAAUGUUAACCCCCCUCCCAGGUGACUAGGGGUCCCCAAACCCCUAAUCACCCCCUCCCCCCCAAAAAAAUUAACCCUCUACCUACCCCCUCACCCUAAAAAUAAUGAGGGGGGGACCUUUAACUAAAUACCUGUAAAAAAAAUUAAACUUACCAUUCGAUGUUUUCUUCAUCUUCUUUUUUCAGCCCCAAAUAAGGCCAAAUAAAAAAUUCAUAAUAACCGACGCACUUAAAUAAAUAAAUAAAUAAAUAAACCAAGCGCAAAAAAAAUAAAUAUAUUUCUACACCCGGCGAGGGCUCCGCGCAGACUGAGCUCUGCAGGGCGGGGCAAGGCUUAUAAAGCCUUGCCCCGCCCUGCAAUUAGGCUCAGAGCACUCUGAUUGGUGGGUUUAAGCCAUCCCAUCAGAGUGCUCUGACAGGUAAAUGAAGGACUCUCUGAUUGGUGGAUUAAGUAAUCAAUCAGAGAGUUAUGAGUCAAAUUACACAGCAUUUCAAACCAACCAAUCAGAGUGCUGUGACAGGUAAAUGUAGAGACUUACCUGUCAGUCCCUUCAUUUACCUGUCAGAGCACUCUGAUUGGAUCAGACCCACCAAUCAGAAUGGUGUGAGCCUAAUUGCAGGGUGGGGUAAGGCUUUAUAAGCCUUUCCCCGUCCUGCAGAGCUCAGACUGCGCGGAGCCCUCGCCGGGUGAAGAUGGAUUUUUUUUUUUUUUCGCUCGUUUUUUUUUGUGCGUCGGUUAUUAUGGUUUUUUAUUUGCCCUUUUUUGGGGGCUGAAAAAAUAAGAUUUUAGAAGAAAGAAAACAUUGAAUGGUAAGUUGUUUUUUUUUUUUGUUACAGGUACUUCGUUAAAGGUCCCCCCCUCAUUAUUUUUAGGGUGAGGGGGGUAGGUAGGGGGACAAUUUUUUUUGGAGGGAGGGAGGGGUGACUAGGGGUUUGGGGCCCUAAAGUAAAAUGAUGGGGGGGACCUAUUGUCUUCCCCCCUGGCCCCUACCCCUGAGUGGUGGGUGGGGGCCCUAAAUAAUGACAUUAGGUCCCCCCACCCUUAUCAGUAUUUAGGGCCCCCACACAGGGGUAGGGGCCAGGGGGGAAGACAAUUCUCCCCAUCAUUUUACUUUAGGGCCCCCACCCGCCGCUCAGGGGGUGGGGGCUUGGGAGGGGGGACCCUAUUUUGUUUUUGUUUUUUUUACUGUUUACUAGACAUGCCCCUACUCGCGGUACAGCGAGUAGGGGCAAAAUUUACUAAUACUAAGUAAUUUUUACUUAGUAUUAGUAAAUUUUGCUGAAAGACCAAUUUAGGUCUUUCAGCCUUUUGGUAGAUAACUCCCUAAUACCGUGGGAAUUAGGGAGUCAUCUACUAAGCGGCUGCAAUAGAAGUGCCGAAGUCCCGAAAUACCGAAGUUCCAAAGUGUCGAAGUGCUGAAGUUGCCGAAUUUCCGAAGUGUCGAAACAUCUCUCCGCUGCCCGCCACCUCCGCAUGUUUUUUCUUCUGACCAAAAUCAUGCCCCCGUCCCACAUGAUACUCAGACUUUCUUCGGUGCGAAAAUUGACCCGUGGCCCCCCCCCCGCGCUUACGCUGCACGGGCUAGGGCCGCACACAUGGCCGCGGGCACCUGGUCGCAAGGCUGCGACCACUGCGACCGCGGUAUGUACGCCAGUGCAUGCAGAUACACACACACUUAAAGGACCAUUACAGACACCCAGAUCACAUCAGCUUAAUGAAGUGGUCUGGGUGCCAUGUCCCUCUAGUUUUAACCCUAGCGCUGAAAACAUAGCUGUUUCAGAGAAACUGCUAUGUUUCACUGAGGAUUAAUUCAGCCUCUAGUGGCUGUCUCACUGAAUUCUGCGAUUCUCACUGUGAAAAUCACAGUGAGAAGACGCUGGACGUCCAUAGGAAAGCAUUGAGUAAUGCUUUCCUAUGGGCGGUUUGAAUGCGCGGGCGGCUCUUGCCGAGCAUGCGCAUUUGAAGCUGAGAGGCGGAUUGGGGCGGAGGGAUCCCCAGCGCCAAAGGAGUCCAGCACUGGAGAAAUGUAAGUGCUAUGGGGUUUUAAACACACACACUCACGAACAGAUGCAUACACACUAGCUAACAGACACACACAUUUACUGACAGAGACACACUCAGCGAUAUACAUAUAUACACACUCACUGACAGACAGACACACAUACACACUAACAGACACACACAAACUAACACACUCAGUAACAGACACACACAGUAACACACUUACUGACACACAAACUAACACACACACUGAUACUCACUAGCAGACACACACUCAAUAACAGACACACACAAACUAACACACACAAAAACUAACACACUCACUGACACUAGCAGACACACACAUGUGUUAAAACUAACACAUGUUUUUUUAUUUUUAUUUAAUCCCCCAGCCUCCUUACCUUUGGGAGAGCUGAGGGGAUUACCUGGGGUCCAGUGGUGCUGCUGGGCGGCCGGUCCUGUGGGUGCGCGAGGGAGCACUCUCCCCUGAGUGCUCUCUGCCCUGCUCCCUCGCGCGCCACGUACUGAUGCCAGAGCCAGAAUGACGUCAUAUUCCGGCUCCGGCAUCAGGGAGCUGGGCAGAGAGCGCUCAGGGGAGAGUGCUCCCUCGCGCGCCCACAGGACCGGCCGCCCGAUGACACCAGGGCCAGCCUCGGGGGGCCUGAGGUGGCCAGCUCCUGUGGACACACUGGAGUACAUACCAGCUCGCAGGGGGGCAGCGACCUUUGCGCCCCCGUAUGUACGCCACUGGCUAGAAGUACAGGUUUGUAUUCCUAAUGCUUUAGUGUUUAUUUAAUGCAUAUGUAUUGUAACCUAGCCUAUAUUUUCUGGGAGAAGAUUCAUAAAUCUUAUAUGGUAAAUAUUAAAAUGUACACUUGGGUGUGCCAUGGGGUUUCAUAGUUGUUGUUAAGCCAUCCUUUUUUUUGUGGUGGAUUGUUUUUUUUCAACUCGAAAAUCAUCUAGUCUCUCAAUAUUGGUGACUUCUUCUAUGCCAUCUUGUUUACUGUGGUUCUCUUUUCCGUACAGAUUGUAAAUGUUCCCCUGAUGUCACCAGAAGCCUCACAGAUCCAAAGCAUGUUCACCAAGACAUUGUCAGGCUUUGUGGUGAAGAAGAUCGGUCGUAUACAGAAUCCGUCCCUUUGGAAGCUUUAUCAGUGGUAUGUGUCAACCUCUGAGAAUUCUUGCUUCGUUAACUUCUACCUGCCUUCACUCAAAUAGUUCCAUGGUUCUUGCUAUAAAUAUAUACUGCCAGUGUGUAUUUCCAAAGUAUCCUUUUAGACUCAGAAUCUAUAUUGUUUAUAGGAAGAAGGGUCAGAUGAAGAAGGCAAAUAAUGGGGCAGAAGUGGAUGAGAAGAGGCUGUUUCGUGGGACUGACAAUACUUACAUUACACACAUUUGUCAUGAAAACUUUGACUGGCGAACCUGUGGGACCCAUGGUACCCUGUAUGGACAAGGUAACUGUUAAUGCAAUUGUAGAAUGGUGAAAUUGUUUGGAAUACUUAAUUAAAGGUACACUCCAAGCACCAUGCCCAUGACAGCGAACUCCCAGUGAAACUAGUCAACUAUUUUAGAAUGGUUUCACUUCUUACCUGGAGUAUUCUGGAGCCCAUUCCCACCCUAUUACUUCUGACAGAAAGCCAGAAGCUGCUCAACAGGAGCUUCCACUGGUUCUACUGAUCUAAUCCCUGACUGAAGUGUCAGUUGCAGGGCUUAGCUCAGAUAGAGAGCUUCUGGCUCUGUAUUGGAGGAAGUGGAGGGUUGCACCCGGAGGACCCCAGGUAAGAAGUCAAACCUUUCUAAAACUGUUUGACAACUCAAAAUUGGAGUCACCAUGGUACUCCUGUAGUAGUUAUGGUGCUUGGAGUGUUCCAUUAAACAAUAACAGUAAGUAAGAGAACCAGAUGGACUAUUGUAAGUCUUUGCAUGGGCUUUUCAUGAUCUAGAAUACCUGCAUUUGGAAUAUAUAUAUUCUUGCUCUGAUGGUCAGCAAGUUGUGGUGCUAUUAUUUGCAAGAUCUCCAGAUCUAUUUAUAAUACUGCUCUUACGUUUUACCCUACAGGAAGUUACUUUUCUAGAGAUGCCUCUUACUCUCAUAACUAUUCACCAAAAAACAGUGAUGGUAAAAGGACAAUGUUUGUGGCCCGUGUGCUAAUAGGAGAUUAUAUAACUGGGAAUGUUAAUCUAAGACGGCCACCGUCCAAAUCUGGGAGCAUGACCUACUUUUAUGACAGCUGUGUGGACAACAUAUACCAACCGACUAUCUACGUGGUGUUUGAAAAACAACAGAUUUAUCCAGAAUACCUUAUAGAGUAUGAAGAGGAAGAGAAGAAGUCCUGCUGCAUUAGCUAA
Pelobates cultripes (western spadefoot toad) is the source of this 17147-nucleotide messenger RNA. NCBI's taxonomy places the organism in Eukaryota, Metazoa, Chordata, Amphibia, Anura, Pelobatidae. The record is from the annotation of a GenBank genome assembly.